ACACACACAUGCAGACGAUGUUUACAAGUCUUCUCUUGAUGUUUAUGUCACAUUUACUGAGAUUAUCGGACUCUAAAUGAGUGAUUGAAUGAAUAAUGGUUAUAGCUUUAGGUCUGACCGUAGCAGCUGCGUGUUACUGGUACUUUCGUGGAAAGGGCAGUGAGAAUAGUGCCCCAAAUUUAUCGGAGAGUGAAAAGUUGAACUUGCUGAACAUGGCCGAAUCGGGGACCAGCGAACAAGUUCAGGAUGCCAUUCUGCGGCUGAGCGGCGCGACGAGUCUUGAUGAUCUUCAAGCCACCAUCAAGGAUGCACUGUACCUGGCUCUGCCAAACGUGUGUGAAGUCGUUGUGUACUUGCUGAAUCCAGAUACUCAGGAACUGGUCAGUUCGGAUGGACUGACCCACACACUGCCAAAAGAUGGACUAGGAGCUGAUGUAGUCCGUCAGCGCCAGCGGAUACAAAUAGAUGGCAUUGAUCCUGCCGACCCUCUCUCGGGACUCCUCAAGAGUGGAACAAAACCAAUAGAUGAUGAAAGAAUAGUCUUAUGUUCGCCUGUGGUAGAAAAGGAAGAUGAUCGAGUCAUAGCUUUAAUAUUGAGUGUAAGCGACGAGUUAUCAGGAUCGGAUUUUAAAAAUUUGGAAUUCUUAGAAAAACAAUUGGCAGUAUGCUACCAUCGAAUAAAGAAGACCAUGUCUCCGACCCCAUCACACACCAAUAUCAGUAACCAUGUAAUGAAGGAUAAGGGACCAAAACACACAGAGUCGAUACUCGAACUGUGUGCUGAAUUAUAUGACCAGGAUGCUGCAUCGUUACAGCUCAAAGUCAUUAAAUAUCUCCAAGACACUACGGACGCAGAAUGUGGAUUCCUCCUACUCAAGUCACAGGAAGAAGAACUAUUCUGUCAGGUGAUAGGAGACAAAGUUUUAGAAGAAGAGGUGGGAUUUCCAGCGGCAUUUAUGAUGGACACUGGUAAUCAUCAAGAUCAUGGGGAUCUCCACACGACAAGAGACCCUUUAACGUUAGAAGAUUUACAUGAGGAGCAGCGGGCGUUCCUGGCGAGACUUCUUGGUUAUGAGAUCCACUCAUUACUCUGUGUACCUGUGAUCAGUAAAGUCAGUAACGAGCUCGUCGCCCUCGCGUGCUUGGUCAACAAAAAUGGUGCUACCAGAUUUUCUGGGGCCGACAUAAAUGCAGUCAAACAGUGCUUUCAGUAUACAGCAACAGUGUUGACGAGCACGGUAGCUUUCCAGAAAGAACAGAGAUUAAAGAAUCAAACCGAGACAUUACUAAAAGUUGCCAAAAAUCUUUUCCGCCAAUUAGACGACUUGACUGUGUUAUUACGAGGGAUCAUGCAAGAGGCACGAAACUUGACACAAGCCGAGAGGUGUUCCGUCUUCUUAGUAGAGAAAGAAACAAAAGAACUCGUCGCCAAAGUUUUUGAUGGGAUUGCUGCUGAUACCGAGAAUACUGUGAGGUUUCCACAACAGCAAACCGAGAUUCGUUUGCCGAUCUCACAAGGGAUUGCUGGAUAUGUUGCAACUACUGGUGAGAUUUUGAAUAUCAAGGAUGCCUACUCUCACCGUCUAUUCUAUCGAGGAAUGGACGAGGCCACCGGCUUUCGUACGAGAAACAUUCUGUGUUUCCCAAUCAAAGAUGACAAUGAGGUUAUUGGUGUUGCCCAGCUGUGUAACAAGAAAAAUGGUGCUUACUUCACAGUAUUUGAUGUUGAGAUUGCCAAGGCCUUCUCGGUUUAUUGCUGUAUAAGCAUAGUCCAUGGCUUAAUGUACCAGAAAGUCCAAGAUGCGCAAAGUCGGAGUCGGCUAGCCAACGAGCUGAUGUCAUAUCAUAUGAAAGUGAAUGAAGAUGACGUCGCUUAUAUGCUGAAUGUUACUAUCCCUCCAAUAUCUGUCUAUGGCGAGAACUUCUCCACGUUUGACUACAUUCCAAGGAGCCUCCAAGACAAAGACCUGGCCAUGGCAUUGAUGGCAAUGUUUGACGAACUUGGUUUCGUGCAAAAAUGGAAGAUUCGAAAAGAAACCCUAACUAGGUUCACCCUGAUGAUGAAAAGAGGUUACCGUGACAACCCGUACCACAACUGGAUGCACUCGUUCUCAGUGGCCCACUUCUGCUACCUCUGUAUCAAGAACUGUGACCUGGCUGGCAAAUACCUCACUGACAUUGAAAUGCUUGCCCUGUUUGUCGGCUGUAUCGGCCAUGACAUUGACCAUCGAGGCACCAAUAACUCCUUCCAAGUUGCAUCGCAAUCAGUGCUUGCAGCGUUGUACAGCUCUGAGGGGUCGGUUAUGGAGCGCCACCACUUCGCACAGACCGUCUGCAUCCUGAACCUGGACUCGUGCAACAUAUUCGAGAGUAUGUCAGAGAAGUCUUAUCGACGAGUACUCGAUCUAAUCCAACAUGUCAUCCUUGCGACCGAUCUUGCUCAUCAUCUAAGAAUAAUCAAAGACCUACAAGCUAUGGCAGAAAAUGGCUGGGAAGACACAGAAAAGUGCCAUAAGCUCGUGCUCUGCCUCCUCAUGACUUGCUGUGAUCUCUCUGACCAAACCAAAAGUUGGCAGAACUCAAAAACUGUUGCUGAAUGUGUGUAUAAAGAGUUCUUCUCCCAAGGUGACCUUGAGAAGGCAAUGGGGCGUAAGCCACUUGAUAUGAUGGACAGGGAGCGUGCCUGUAUCCCUGAUCUUCAGAUAGGAUUCUUAGAACACAUCUGUUUACCUGUGUUCAGUGUUUUGGGGAAGGUGUACCCGAAGGCAAAGCAGUGUUUAGAUGCCGUCCAGAGUCAUAAAUCCAUGUGGACGCGGGUUAGUAACCGGUUGAAGGCCGGCCAGCUCACUAGUAACAGUUCGUUGGAUAUCUUUGAGAUGGACCUCGAUUCCGAGGAGGAGCGCCGUCACAAGGAACAGGCAGAGAGACUCAACAGUGACUCUGUGCGCGAACAACCUGAGGAUGAGGUCGAGGCAGACGGUGACAGGCAUGUUGAAAAUAAUGUGUAGUAAAUCAAAAUAUAUGUCAGGUUACCCUUUCGCUACGUGCUGACAGUCAAUAUCAAUAAUAAACAGUGGAGCUAACUUUUUACUGAAAGGUCGAAACUAUUCGAAAGUGUCGCCAUCUAUACUAUUAGGAUGAAACUAAUUAUUCCUGAGUGCGUUGGCAUUUUUAGAGAGGUUACGAUCAAGUGCUGGUUAAUAAAUAUUUUAGAAGGGCAUGACGCGCUAUGCACCUCACCUGCACGACAUAGGACCAAGUACAUGACGUACAAUGCACGUCACCCGCACGACAUGGGACAAUGUACAUGACGUGCUAUGCGCGUCACCUGCAGCGAAAGGGUACAUUUAGUGCAGGACAGAGCCUUGGGGAAGGAAAAGGCAAGCAUGAUAUUGUUUGUCAGUACUGUCAGUCGUGAAAUUUUUGCAAUGCUAAAAGUUGGCAUAUUUGCUCAUUUCCAAUUGCUGGUUGACUAAACGUUGCGUUUGCUGCCAAAAUUUCACGGUUAAUGUGUUGUUGAAAUUUUCGCACCUUUUCAGUUCGCAGAUGCAAAGUUGCAAAAAUGAAAUACUUGCGCAAAAUUUCACGUGUUAUGGUGGCAAGGAAAAGAAGGGGACCAUGACCCUGCCUUGAAAUCUGUGCCUGUUUUGUUGACUUUGACCUCAUGACCUUGAGAAGUUUCCGUUGUGACCCUGGAAAAGAAGCGGAGGAUUUUAAGAGUGUUGUUCUUAGGAAAAAUACUUAAAGCUUGCAUUGAUUGACAAUUUGAUUGUAGAUGUGAGAGGCAUUUCUUCAAAUUCAAUAAGUGUUUGUAGGUGAUUGUGCUUGGUAUUUUUUCUCCGGCUGUGAUAGGCCACGGGAAUACUGAUACCAUGAGAUGUUAACACCUGGUCUUGCUCUCUUCGUUAGUCUACGAUUAUCAAGUUUUCUUCGAAGUCUGUGUGGCUGUAUGUUUCUUUAAACUCGAGUCAGAAUAUCAUGCAAUUGUUGGUGAUGUUUAACCAUGUCUCAUCUUGUUAAAACUGAAACGUUUUGGAUUUUUUGUUGCAGUUUUUAGUGUCAGCCUGCAUACUGGGAUGAGAAAAGAGUAGCUAUUGGCUCAGAUGAUAAAAUGAUCAGCAUACUGUGUCAGUGCCAUUAAGCCAUUGAGGUGUGUGUGUUACAUAUAGGCCUUUUGUACAGGUGCCUCUUAACCGGCUUAACUGCGUCGACACAGUAUAUUCCUUCUGGCUAAGUCACUGAUGACAAGCUCAUCCCCAACCAUCCCAUGACAAAAUAACUCUCGACAUUAUGUCAUCAUUAAAACGUUCUUUCCAGACGGGUCGUGACCAAGCAGCACUAUUGAGAGUAAAAUUUAUUUGACUUUGUUCGUUUCUCUGUUUUGUGUGAGGCUUGACUUGAGGUUCAUUCACAUAGAAACCGUCCAUGGUUUUAUCUUACUUGUUUCGUUUUAUCCAGCAGGUACACCUGCAUACUUUUAUGCAAAGAAAAUUAAACGAGAAUUGUACCGAGUUGGCCCCCUUGUUACUAAUUGUUUCAACUUCAUUACUUGUUUUUUCCGAAAUGAAGUCUGCUGGGAUUGGUCAGCUUGAGUAAUAAAUCUCACUGUUUAGCUCACCUUUAAAAAGUUAUCCUUUGGUUAUUUCCUGAAGCCAGUGUUGGCCACCAGGCCUCCUUAUAUUUUGUUCAAUCAUUGUUUUACAUUACCGAUUGAACUCAAUUAUAUCGCAUGACAAGAGCGGUAGAUUCAUCAAUAUAUGAAAUGUGAGUUGUCACAGCAAAACCAGGCGCAUGUCACACAGAAGAUGAACCUUAAUGACACCAGGAUGUCAUGGAGGAAAUCGAUGUAUUCAGAUUUCACAGAACGCAGACAAUAAUGAAACAAUCAACUAAUCUGUCUCAACCUGCUAAGCUUAGAGCAGCAUGUGCCUGGUUGCUGUGACGGGUCACACAUGUUUGGACUUAACUAGAACCAACAAGCUGUACACCGCACUGUACAUAUCUACAACUGGUCAGGCUCUAGUUAAAAACAAACUUCAACCUUACAUACAGGGUGUAUCAUCAAAAAAACCUCUAGAUUUCCUAGGGCCAGAAAGAGUGUGUUUUUGAUUUCUUUCGCAAUCCCUAAUGGAUGAUUCUGCACUACAUGUUGAGAGACUUACCAAAUUAGCAGGGGCAGAUUCUGGCACAUCUUAGCACAUGCAGGCACAGCCAAAGGCACUGGCUCCAACAUUGGUGACUGGGGGAACUCCCUAUGUAAUACAAUAAACAUGAUUUCCAGGCAUCUCUGAGGAAAAACAGAAAAUAGUUUUCAAAAACGUUCCAAAUCGCCAAUAUGUUGCCCCAGGAGCAAUACUACUCAAUUCACCUAAUGUAAGAUAUCUUGCUUUAUUGACGAAUUGUUGAGUUUUAACGAUCGAACGUUGUUGUUGACAUGGUCAACCUGAUUGUAAUCAAUUGACCAUAUCGAAAAAUAUUAAGAGGAGUGUGCGCGACCUUGCCCACCUUCUGUAUCUGCCCCAGAAAUUGAUGUAAAAACCUGCUGGCCGGAAAAAACAAUCAAUUUUUUUGGUACACCCUGUUGACUCAAUAGUAUUUGCACUGCGCUGUAUAUAAAUGUACUACAAUUUCGUGUUGAGGCAAAAUCUGUAGAUUACUAAUUACAUUAUAGUAGUUUUCUGGUGAAGUUCAAAACUAGAUUUUGAACAGCGACAUCUUUAUCCAUUGCUUGUUAUUGUUAAAUCAUUCAUUUCUACCAUCAUUGACAAACCGUCGCUCACUAAAUUUGACUUUUAAUGAAUCCAGUUAAACGAUUUGUUUUUAGUUAUUCACCAAAUACCGCAAAACCAUGAAGUAAUACACUAAUAAUGUAUGACAUGUACAUUGUAUAUUGUAUAAAGAAUGUAAAUUUAGGACUGUGUAAAUUUUCACUCUAACUUGCUCCGUGUUCCUUGUACAAUUGCUAUAGUUAAUGUAUGGGAGUCUGGUUCUUGUGGUGUGAAAAAGUCUCAUUCAGAAAUGCAGUAGAAUAUACUUGUAAAUUUACAAGAUGUAUAUUUUAACUUUUACAUUUAAUGUAUGAGAUAAAGUGUAAGGAAGUGAUUUUCAGUAACUGUUAGAAUUCCUUUCAGAUCGGUAUCUUACAUUCUACAAUCAUCACAUAAAAUGUGGUGAGAAGGUGAUCCUGUUGUGCUCGAAGAUGGGGAUUUUCGUGAAACAGGGUAUUGGGUUACCUCUUGUUGAUUUCUUGGAUACUUCGCACGCCUUACCCUGACAUCUUGGAGUGAUUUCUGAAAGCGUCAUUGGGCAAGAGUCUUCACAUCUCUUACAGUUAUCAUCAGCAGUUAAUCAGAGGUAGUAUUCCAAGCCAGGAAAUAGGGUGCCGGUCAAGGACAUUGUCAGGCACCAAAUUGUGAUUUUAGAGGUUUUGACAGGUACACAUGAGUUGCUGUCUGUCUCAUCGACAGGUACAAGCUGCCCGUUAUUACAACAAUAAUCCAUUACAUGGCAGACAGCAAAAUCCUGUGUGACAGGCACAAAACCAACUCUGUCUUACACCUUUUCAGGUACCAAUGACAACACUUAUUCCAGGCUUGGUAUUCAUCUAGCCUAUCACUUCAUACAUCCUUAUUAACACCCAGCUUAAUGAAACUGUUACAUAUAUUGACCUUUCCUUAGGUUACAUCACCCCGGAGAAUCAAAAUCCUGAACUCCGGGCAUUGUGUGCCAAGUCCAGGGUCCGAGUCGUCUGGUAUUCCUGAAUUCCGAGUCCCUCAAGUACAGUAUUGAAGAAUGAAGUUAAAUUAUCCAGUGUACAGUUGUAUAUGUGACCCGUCACAGCAAAACCAGGCGCAUGUCGCUCUGAGCUUGGCAGGUUGAGACAGACUGUUUGUUCAUUUCUCUAUUGUCUGCCUUUUGUGAAAUAUGAGCACAUCAAUUUCUCCCAUUAUCUCCUGGUGUCAUUUAGGCUCAUCUUCUGUGCGACAUGCGCCUGGUUUUGGUGUGACGGGUCACAUAUCAUCACCAAUCUUUGAAAUAGGAACUGAGCAGACCAAACCUGCUUUCAAAUAUCAUAUCAAGAGAAGUGGCUAUUUAUUUAGCCCAAGAGAGUACAUGUACAUAAGACGUUUCUUUCUAACUCUUUUCUUGUGCUGUGUGACGAAUUUGUAUAUAUUUUUCUCUUCAUAACUGUUAGGGUGCGCCACUAGGCAUAUGUGUGAUGCAGCUGACGGGUACACUGGCUCAUUCUACACUCAGUUUGCCAGAAUCAUCCAGACACCAUCACUGUGGAAUUCUAGCCAAUAGUUCAUUUCAUGAGAAAAUGGUGCAGCAGUUGAAAAAAAUGUAUUGUUUCGUAUGAAAAUUCAAUGUCUGACACGGAUAUUGCCAGAGUCAGGCAACACAUGACAGAGAACAAAAAAUUCGAGGCAAAGUGCAAAUUUCCCAGUGCCAGCCAUUCACGAAAUUGACAAUACAUGUAGUUCAAUGGAGGGAAAUUCUGGCAGACUUAGGUUAGUGUGACAGGUACUAAUUUGUGUGAAUUUCAAGACAUUGAUUCGUCUUCUCUGGUUGGAUGUGCUCACAUAGGCUACUUUAGACAAUUUGUGGUGCGUCUGAGGUGUGUUUAGGUUCUAGCUGUGAUGUGUUUACAAAAUCACACGCCGUGCUGGCUGGGUUGCCCCAUCGUUGUUUUAUAGGAAACGCCUACUGUGUUACCAGGGAUGUGGGAAGACCAAUUCGUCUCGUAAAAAAUCUGUUUGACAAGUUGCGUUCAAAUUUGAAGGUACAGUGUGGCUAAACGACGCAAUGAUGCCCCCUCUCUCCACAUGUAAUGCAGCUUUUAAAAGCCAUGACUGAGGUAUUUACAACUGACGUUUCUUGUAGUGAUGCAUACAGAUGAAAGAUGGCAGCACUAGUCUUGGUGUUCAUGAGUUGUGACAUUUAUUCUGUAUUGCAAAUCUCCCCAUCUCUGAUUUCCUCCUGAAUAUAAUUACAAAAUCAUCAAGUUAUAAACAGUCCAAAAUAUAAAAAAACAAAUAAAUUGACUCUAGAGUCCGUGACAUUGUUGAUGCCUAACCCUCAUUGGGGAACCUAAAACCUCUCAAAUGACACCUCAUGUUUUGAUUGACGUCAUGUUGAAGUGCAAAUGAAGAUGUUAAGGAAUUUGCCAACAUAGAUCUGUUAAUUGAUGGAUACAUCACCCUGGCAAAUCAGUGUCACCUUUCUUCAUGGGAAUCCUGUCUGCAGAAAAUAAUGAUCUCAUUUGCGCAGGAAAACCAUCAAGGCUUAGAAAGAGUUUUUAAAAGGGCCUUGAAAUUCAAUAAAGUGCAUCACAUCUGAUAGCUGGUUCACUUCUUUAAACUGUGAACGAAAUAAUUUGAACCGAAAAUGUUAACGAUUUCUCUAUUGAGAGCAGAGCAAGCUUUUUGACAUCUGCCGUAUAAAAAUGUGUUUAGAGGAUGCACUAAAUUCAUUACUGGGAGGAAAUAUUUUGUAAUAGCUCAUUUUAACGAUUAUCAGAUGAUUUCGCAUACCCAAACAUUGACUCUUGAUGCGUAGUGGCCAAACCAUCAUUUGUUGAUUGUGCUGUGAUGUGGUUACAGGGAUGCCAAUUAGCGAAGGUGAUAAUAUGACAUUUUGAAUGCACACCACGAAGCCCACAGUGAACUAUUGACUGGUGCGAUCAACUUUCUUCUGAUGUCAUCUUUUGAUAGACUCGACAGUAUUCUCCUGAUGAAUUCCUUUAUGUUCUGUGCUUGAACUGUGGUGACCGUCUUUAUAUUUUUAAUCAUCUGUGUUGUCAGUGAGUUGUCUAAAGCUGUUUUAACUUAUGCACAGUUCUAAAAUGCUGAUUAUUUUUACUCACAAACCCUAAGGGUAUGUUGGUUGAUGCCAAGGCCCUUACCCCUUUAUUAUCAUGUUAUACUUUGCUAUGCAAUUAAAGAUGAUGAAAUCCCCCUCCCCUUCAAUGAGAGUAUAAUUUGGCCUAUUCUUGUAUGGCCAAAUUCUUUUCAAAAGUGGCUCUCUCUUACAAAAGUACUGAUAUAAAUUAAAUACCGUACUCCAGAUCUAUCAAGCCUUACAGAUAUGACAGAAUGUUGUUUUCUCGAUGUGAAAUAACCCAUCACUACAAAACUGUGUUGGGAAAAAUGUGUGCAUAAUCCCUUUCAGCUUUGCAUUGCAACUUCUGUGAUUUAUUUUCUUUUUCUCUUUAGCAUUGAUAAUAUAUUCAGGGUUUGAGAAAAUUUAAGAAAAAAUCUUAAUAUUUUUCAAAAUGCCCAAAUUUUAAGAGUUUGUUCAUUCUGUCAUCUUGUUUGUUUGUUUUGCGUAUCUUGCCUGUCUUGUUCUGUAAAUACUAGCGGUUUGUACAAAUUUGCCAUUAUUUAUUACAAUUAAUAUGUUAUCGUUCUUGUCAAAAUAAGCUCAUAUAGAUUUAAUUUUCUAAAACUUUGUUGCUGUUUUGUCGAUGUAGGGCAUGCUACUUGCAAUUGUCUUGACGAUGCAUUACUUCGACAAAACGUUUACAAAUUCACUGCAGCUAUUUGUUUCACAAGAAAAUGCUUUUUGUGAGAAAUGAGUUAGGUAUAUUGGUCAUGAAACUCAAAUCUCAGCGUCUAGUUCAUAGACUAACAAGCAGGCAUACAUACACUACGAAAGGAGUGCAAUCCAUUGUAAGUCCAUGCUAAUAACCCUUAAGAGAUACAUGUAUGUGGAAAGUUUUGGUAGUAAUCAAAACCACGCCUAUUGCCAUCAAUUCCAAACAGGGUUUCCUAAAAAAAUGCUAACAUUAUUCAACAUGAUGACGUUUAAGGGCUCUGUUCUAGCAGACGCUGUGAGUGAAUCUACUUUUUCUGAGUAGAAUGUUAAAAUGUGUAAAUGUUUACAUCUCUUACCAAAGAUAAACAAUACCAGGAUGAUAUUACCAAUUAACUCUCUUAUUGAUUUCCUGCAAUCCUACUUUGUCCUCCGAGAAUGGAUUGGCGGAGAUCACAGUGUGCUGCAUAAUAGCCCAUUUGUGACUCGCUCUACCAAAACUAGGCGCUUGUCACAUCUGAACUUGACAGGUUGAUACGGACUUGUUGUUCAUUUCCCUAUUGUAGACCUUUUGUGAAAUCUAUUACAAACUGAUUUGGUCACAUUUCACAAAAGGUCUACAAUAGGGAAAUGAACAACAAGUCCGUAUCAACCUGUCAAAUUCAGAUGCGACAAGCGCCUAGUUUUGGUAGAGCGGGUCACAUUUGUGUAUGUUAUAUCUGCAUGGUUUAGACCUCUAAAGCGUGAAGCACAAUUUAGAUUUUUUAUUGGGAAGUUGAGAUAUAUAAAAACCAGUUCUAACAAGUUCUAACAGGAUUUUUAGUGUAGGAUUGUCAGUGCAGAAAUUAAUAAAUUUCUUCAGCCCCCAUAAUUUGUUUCUGGGUAUCUCUCAUUCAUGAUUGACACAUGAGUGGCUAGAUGAACAUGAAAAGAUGAUAACUUGAGAUUCCAUCCAGAUUUGUUGAGUAAUAAACCGUACAGAGUGGAAAAUGCCCCCAAUCCAAUGCAAACGCCAAUGUGCAUAAAUACAUACAAAGUUUUUUCAUUUCAUUGCCAUGGUUACUCCACGGUUACUAGAAAUUUAAAACCCUGUUAGGUUCGAAUUUGAGAUUAAUAACAACCAAACUUCAAAGAUAUCUGACCAGUAGUUCAUGCUACAGAACCUAAAUCGAUGUGGAACUGACAUUUACAAAUGUACAUCCGAACACUGGCGUUCUAUUGAGUAAAGGUGUUUUAAAGAGAUCCAGUCAUGGCAUAAGUCUUUAUUUAGACUAGCUGAACCUGGUAAAAAUAACUAAAUUGGUGUUUACUUCUUAUGCAUUUCCAACUACCUAAGGGGAACUCGAAACUGCUAGCAUUUAUCAAUGGAAGCUUAUUCCCGCCUUAGGUUUGAACCGGGCCGUUCAAAACUCCCCAUUUUUAUAAGCGUUUCACUAUAGGUUUCCUUUAAGUCAACUGAUUCACUAUUAUCAGCUGUGAACCACAGGUAUAAUUCAUUAAUCAACUUUAAAGGCCUACGCCAAAUCUAAAAUUUAUAAUUGAAUUUGAAAAUAUCCAUAGGCGUAAAGACAUCCUGAAAAUAAUUUCCCACAUGCUGUUGUGUAGAGAGAUAUUUGAAUACCAAAGAUACCAAAUUUCAGCAAAUUUUUAUUCAUACUAUUAAAACUGCUCUACAGCUUUGUGUAUAAAUGCACUUCUAUUUCCCUGGACCACCAGUAUUUUCAAAUGGCGUACUCCUUUAAACACCUGUCCGUGUUGGUGAUCAGGUGGUGACAUGUUCACUUGGCUAGCUGGAGCAGUAUUAGGCCUUCAUCACCUGUGAAGCUUCAAUUGGUGACACAUUUAAUGAUUUCCACUAAUGAUGGACUCGCCCUGAGGAUCAGCUUCUCAGCUUGCCAAGAAAUUUGUGUAUUCAAGCAGGUCUGCUAAUUGACCAAGCUGGCCUAACCUGGGUAGUAUGUGAGACAGGCCUAUGGUAGUCCAGGUCAGACCAGCUCAGAAUGUUGGGUGGCCUGACAAGCUGGCCCAUCCGGACUCUCAUGCGUUUGCAUCACCACUAUCGAGAUCCACGAGUGAGCAAUUUAGCGAUCUCAAAACAUUGCAGGUCAAGAUGAGCUGGCCUAACUUGGGAAGUUUGUGACACAGGCCUGAGGAAGUCCAGGACAGGCCAGCUCGGAAUGUUGGGAGGCCUGCCAAGCUGGCCUUACUUGGGAAGUUUGUGACAGUCCAGGACAGGCCAGCUCACAAUGAAUGCUGGGAGGCCUGCCAACUUGCCAAGCUGGGAAGUUUCUGAGAAGGCUUGAAGGUAGUCUAAAAUUGACCAACUCGGAAUGUUGGGAGGCCUUUCAAGCUGACCUAUCUUGGGAUGUUUCUGAGACGAGGGAGUCUAAAACAUGCCCGCUCUGAUAUUAGGAGGCCUGCCAAUUUGCCAAGCUGGCCUAACCUGAUUUGUGGCAAGUUUGUAAAUUCUCCAGAAUGGGACAGCGAUCAAUGUGAGGGGCUUAAAGAACACAAAGCAAUGGGAAUUUUCAAAGAAAUCACGGACCCAAGGGGUAAAAUAGUGAGCAAAAAGCCUUUUAAACUGAUUUAUGUUUACUUAAAAAGCUUACUAAGACUUUAGAAUCAGUUGUUUCAAUAUUUAAAUUGAAUAUAUUUGAAAAGUUUGAUGCCGUUAUUUCAUCUUUCUGUCUUGUCUCCUGUUGUGGUUAAAGUGUCAUCCACCUGAACAAGACCCAAAGUACCAAUACAGUGACUGCACAUUUCGUAUGGUUUAUUGGGUCUUCUUAGGGUGGCACACACUCUUUUUGUUUUUUGAAGCUUAGCUUAAAACUGUUUUGAUUCAGUUUGUGAGGUUACAUUGUUCAUAAGAUACGACAUGUGUAUUUUUAAGAAUACAAACAUUUUCUUCUUCAAGUA
Molecule: messenger RNA, 12450 nt
Organism: Lineus longissimus
Lineage: Eukaryota; Metazoa; Nemertea; Pilidiophora; Heteronemertea; Lineidae
Product: cGMP-dependent 3',5'-cyclic phosphodiesterase-like
Exons: 29
Coding region: 96-3008 (970 amino acids)
Biological process (GO): regulation of mitochondrion organization; negative regulation of receptor guanylyl cyclase signaling pathway; positive regulation of gene expression
Cellular component (GO): nucleus; synaptic membrane; mitochondrial outer membrane
Molecular function (GO): protein homodimerization activity; 3',5'-cyclic-AMP phosphodiesterase activity; 3',5'-cGMP-stimulated cyclic-nucleotide phosphodiesterase activity
Source: RefSeq, a predicted model, not a curated record